CACUCUCUAUCAUCAUAUAGUAUUCAUAAAACCUGGUGGUUCGGUUCCAUAUUUAUAAAAUACACUUCUUAAAUCACACGGGAUUUUUAUAUAUUUUGCACAUCCGUUACUAAACUCUCACUCUCCGUCAGUCAUCAUCAGCUGUGUGAGCAACAAACAGAAUUCGAAACUACUCACUAAACAGUCAUUACUUACACUCAUACUAAAAUUGUGUAUGGUUUAUUAAGACUUUUUAUCAAGCUGCUUAUAGAACACUUGUUUCAUACGCUCGUUGAUCGUUGAAGAAGCAACACGCUCUCAUAUUAACAAACGGAACGAACGGUUUAACAGAAAAAAAUACAAUAAAUAAAAUAUUUGUGAACAGAACUGAACGUUAAAAAUUACGUGAAAUCUAAGGAAAAACAAAACAAACGUGAAUUUAAAAAAUAAUAAAAAUUAAAGUGAAGUGAAGAUCUUUAUUAAAGAAAUAAAUAAAAAAAAAGACUAUUUAAUAGCAAAUAAAAUAAACAAAAGUGCUUUAAUUUAUAUUAAAACCUAAAAGCCAGCAAAAUUAAUAAAACCAAUAAUAAUUUAUAUAAAAUGGUUACCGGUGUUUGUGGACCCACAAUGACAGCCAAUGUAAUUGGAGCACCCAUCUCUCAUCCACCCAAGGAGACACCCGCUAAAAGCGAUCGUCGUUCUAACAAACCCAUUAUGGAAAAAAGACGACGUGCCCGCAUUAACAACUGUUUAAAUGAAUUGAAAACUUUAAUUUUAGAUGCCACCAAAAAAGACCCUGCUCGUCAUUCCAAAUUGGAAAAGGCUGAUAUCUUAGAAAAGACUGUUAAACAUUUACAAGAAUUACAACGUCAACAGGCCGCCAUGCAACAGGCUUCCGAUCCCAAAGUCAUUAACAAGUUCAAAGCUGGUUUUGCCGACUGUGCCAAUGAGGUCAGCCGUUUCCCCGGUCUAGAGCCCGCCGUCAAACGUCGUCUCCUGCAACAUUUACAAAAUUGCAUUAAUGGCGUCAAGACCGAAUUGCAUCACCAUCAACGUCAAGCCAGUGCCGCCUCAGUGGCCGUCCAACAAUUGCACGGACAAAUCUUGCCCUCACCACCCUCCUCGCCCGAACAAGAUCAUCAUCAUGUGCAGCAACAGCAUCAGUACAUCAUGAGCUCGCAAAUACAACAAACACCUCAUGGCUAUUUCCUGCCCAAUGGCUUGCAAGUGAUACCCACCAAAUUGCCAAAUGGCACAAUUGCCCUGGUGUUGCCACAACAACAGCAGCAGCAACCUCAACAGCAAGCUGCUCCCAUGUUGGUGCCCAUACCCUCGCGCACAGCCUCCACCGGAUCGGCUUCUUCGCACAGCUCCUAUGAGCAAUCGUAUUCCAGCAACUCCGCCAUGAUGCAUUUUGCUCCUCCCAGUCCAGCCAACUCUCAUGAAGCCAUGGACUACAAACCCUCUGUUAUACAUCAUGCCCCCGCCCAACAACACUACCACAACAACCAACAGCCCUUGGCUUUGGUCACCAAAAAACAAAUCAAAGAAGAAGAGCAGCCUUGGCGUCCCUGGUGAGAGGUGUGAGGUGAUGUUAAUGGAAGUUAACGUUUGCUUAGAACCAAAGUGUUUUUCGAGGACACCAAGACUUCUUCUCAACUCGCUCUCCCACUCGCUGCAUUACUGAAAAUGACUGGCAUGAUGGCCGAUAAAUCAUGAAUGAGGGUCGCCACACAACCAUGGUCAUUUUGGGGCAGUCUAACCAAAAAAGUCAUCCGUACGUAAAAUGACUGGCGUGCUCAACAACAACAAAAACAACCAAAAGAAUUUUGUAAAGAACUGGAACUAAUAGAACACGUCGCUUUUACAUUUACACUUACACGCACUCUUAAAACAGGGGCAUAAUUAAAUAUAAAAAGCCUACAAAACAAAUAAAAACUAAGGAAAGUUUUACUCUUCAUUCUCUCUCAAAAACACCCACGCACUCAUCAUCACACGUAAACCCACACUUAAGCAUUUUCGCUAAAACGGAAAAUGUCGCAAAUCAUAAGUUCAUUUCAACAACAAGCCAGCAAGUGAGCCAGCAUCAUGACAUCAAAAA
This is a messenger RNA of Calliphora vicina (urban bluebottle blowfly), 2080 nucleotides long. It is a transcript of the gene hry, whose product is annotated as bHLH transcriptional repressor hairy. Gene Ontology annotation, biological process: anterior/posterior pattern specification; regulation of transcription by RNA polymerase II; regulation of neurogenesis. The record is from RefSeq and is a predicted model, not a curated record. Gene Ontology annotation, cellular component: nucleus. Gene Ontology annotation, molecular function: RNA polymerase II cis-regulatory region sequence-specific DNA binding; protein dimerization activity; DNA-binding transcription factor activity, RNA polymerase II-specific. The coding region runs from base 580 to 1557 and encodes 325 amino acids. The transcript is spliced from 3 exons. NCBI's taxonomy places the organism in Eukaryota, Metazoa, Arthropoda, Insecta, Diptera, Calliphoridae.